Molecule: messenger RNA, 2208 nt
Organism: Aspergillus ibericus CBS 121593
Lineage: Eukaryota; Fungi; Ascomycota; Eurotiomycetes; Eurotiales; Aspergillaceae
Product: DnaJ domain protein
Exons: 2
Coding region: 360-2069 (569 amino acids)
Biological process (GO): protein refolding
Cellular component (GO): cytoplasm
Source: RefSeq, a predicted model, not a curated record
CUAUCACUAUCUUUCCUUUGUCUCAUGCAAAUGUCAGUCUAACAGUGAGAGCUUGUAGCAAUUGUGAAUGAAUGGGUGCCGUCACUACUGCCUUUAUCAGGCAGUCAUGGCAAUGCCCUGUUCUGUCCAGACAAGCUCCGCAGGGAAUAUCAGACGGGAGAAAUGAUCACUUGUUUGCAUUCAUUGUACAGUUGAGUUAAUUCAUUCACAGUUUCUCUAUCUGACAGGUGGCCGGACCUUUCUCUAGUCCCCUCCUUCCAUAUUUCAACCAUGGUGAUACCUCUCACCUUCCCCUCACUUACCUCCAUAUCCUCAAUAUAUUUCUCCAACCCCAAAUUCAGUACCACUACUCCAUCACUAUGCCCUCACGCAGGAUCACAAACUACUACGCUAUUCUGGGUAUAUCCCACAACGCGAGCGCAAAGGAUAUAAACAGCGCGUACAAGAAGCUCGCGUUGAAGUACCAUCCAGAUAAGAAAACCACCACCACCACCACCACCACCAGUGAUGAUCCCUCUGCGGACGAGUUUCAGAAGAUUCAGGAAGCCAUCGAAACCCUCCGAGACCCCAUCCUCAAACAAUCCCAUGAUGACAAGCUUCGCCUCAACGGCUACCGCUUCUCGGAUUUCCCCGACAACGAUCACAACGACCCGCAGGGAACAACCUGGCGCACUACACAAGCGUAUCCCUACAACCCAUGGGAUCCUAGGGCACGUUACAUGUACAGUUACGGGAAUAGUGUCCAUAUGGACCCAUUUUCACCUGAUUCGUUGGCCGAGAAGGCUCGUGUGCAGGUUGAAAUUCGUGUCGGGGAGAUGUUGAGGAAAGAGGCGGAGAUGAGGGAGGCUGCUGAGGCGGCCGCUGCCGCUGCUGCCGCUGCUUCUGAGGAGAAGGGGGAGGCGGGGGCGGAGGGUGGUGAUUAUGAUGAAGAAGAAUAUGAGGAAUGGAUUGGGUUUAAUUGGGAAGAGAGACCUCAGACGUAUGAGGAGUUUAUGGAGUUUCUAAAGCAGGAGGAGAAGGAGAAGGCGGAGAGGAGGAGGGCUGCGAUGAGGGCCAAUGUCGAAAAGGACGAGGAGAAGCUGAGGAGGGAUGGAGAGGACGAAGGCGAGGAGGCUGAGGUUCUAACGGACUUCGUGAGGGGAUAUGAUUUUGGGCACUGUUGGCGGUCCAAGGAGGCGGGCUUGUCGGUGCCGAGGGAGUAUCAUGAUGACUUCUAUUCUGAAGAUGAAGACGACCAGGGCGUUUAUUGGGAAGGGUAUGGGGUGAAAGAAGAAGAUGAUGACAGCGACAGUGAUACCGAUGAUGAAAAGGAAGUCAAUCCUAACAAUACCAACAGGGACGAGAACAACGACUCCGACUCCGACGAAGAUCACAAUGGGAACCCUUUGGGCCCCAACACCACCGACCAACCCCCCGACACAUAUUACCACUCCGACCACGACUCCUACAGCUACUACGACGACUCGGACGAAUACGACGACGAAGACAACGACUGCGUCGAUCUCUACUCCUACGACGACGCAGCAGAGAACAUCCCAGACGAGCGGUCAAGCACCGAAUACCUAACCGCCCGCCAGUCCUCCCCCGACAGCCAGACAAAAUCCGGCGUCAGUACCAGCGGAGGCGAAUCCGCCAUCUUCUACGACUUCAGCGAAGAGCUCACUUGCCUUGCCGUCCCCGACGAAACCCCCAAGAGGUCCACCCCCGGAGUCAACCUCGACCAUGCUCCCGGCUACCUAACCCCCUUCAUCCCGCACUUCAAGAACAAACUCUCCCACCCUAGCGGUCGCUACACGGCCCAGGACCUCCUAACCGAAGUGACGGGUAUGAUCCUCGAGAUCUACUGCGACUGGCUUGAAAGUAUCCGUCUUACAGUGCCCGAGGCGAAACCGCUCCAGAAGGGACAGGAACCCCAACACUGCCUCCACCUGGGCGGUUGGGAGAAACACUUCAACAGGACCUCAUGUGACGAAUGCCAGCUCUGGAAGCCUCUUUACACGCUGACUUGUCCGGGAUGUGGGAUUGAGGCGUGCGUGGGAUGUAAGUUCAGUGGUUGCUGCGUCCGGUAGCGUACUUCAGUUGGCUCCAUGCUUUCAAUUUGGUCUGAUGCGUUGGCUGUCGGGGUUAUUAAUUGAUUCUAUCGAGUUCAGAACUGACAGCGUUGUUUCUUCCGCCACGAUGUGGUUGCAGCUAUUACGAGGGUUGUAU